AGAAGGGUGGAAAUUUCUCAAGGAACCCCACCAAUUAAUUUGUGGAAGCCACAUCAUCUACAUUCAAUUAUCCUCUCGUUCCCUGCAAAGAGCGGUGCCUGUGGUGUCAUUUGAGGAAAUCAUACAAUUUCCCUCUGCGUGUGAUAGCUAUAUAGAGUGUUUGAUAACUUUCCAAGUAAUACACUGAGAAAAUGGUGCAAUCGAAGGUGUAUUCCAUGGAGCAAAUUGAUGUGCCGGCAAAUUUUGAGAGUAUCCUGAAAACCUACGCCAAAGCUGUGAUAAAGACGCAACCCUAUGACUUGCUCCGCUGGUCCGCCAUGUAUUUUCGGUGUCUGGCGACGGACAAGGUGCCGCCGGUGAAGGAUCGACUGGAGACGAGUUGUGAACACGGCCGCCUGACUCAGGGUUACCUCAAGGUCCUUCUCCGGCAAAUUGGCAAAGGCUUCCACGUCACCCAGGACACCCUGCAGGACUUCUGGAAGGGUCUUUGCCUCCUGGAGGAGGAUCUGCUCAAGUUCAUGUCACUCAGUCGAAUGCUCUACUGGAAUAAGAUUCACUGGCUCAAGUUGUUCGCCGUCAUGGUUGGCAGUUUGAACAAUAACUUGAAAGACACCGCCAUUAUGCUGUGCGAAUUGCUCACCGAGAGUCCCGAAGGCAGUUCCGCGCCAAUACCGCUCUGGAUGUUCAAGGAGUGCUACACUUUUAUCGCCCAACUGGACUGUUCACGCGAGCAAACACUUAUUGAUUCGAGGAAAUUGCUGGACAAUGGCGAUCUCGAGGCAGAAGUCAUCGAGCCGGGCUGCCCGAGUCUUCCGCCCACUUUGGUGGCUCUGGUGGAGCAAAUGGCCCUCGAGCGUGCCAACAGUCGCAUCGAGGGGGUGGACGAGGAGGCGCUCAAUCAGUUUCGACGGCAAGUGGACAACGUGGAGGAGAUGCUGCGAGAAAGCGGCGAUUUCAGCAAUUUGAUGUCCAUACUGAAUGAGGUGGUGCAAAGUGACGAGGUCUGCAGUGUGGUUAAUUUAAUGCCGCGCCGUGACAAACGUGCCGUGAUUGAAGAGUCAUCGGGUGAAAGCCCGGGGGCACACCUUGGCGAUGAGGCUCAUUUGUAUGCAGAGCAAGAAAAAAAGCUGAGAGAGAUUGGAUCACUCUGGUCUUGGGUGUAUCAAUUUGCCCAGUGCACAAGUGACGACGGCAACAAUAAGUCAUUUAAUUUCAUCUCAUCUCCCACCGACUUGGUCGCAUUUAAUGAAAAUUCGUGCCAGCCGCCGGAAGUUGAAUCACCAUUAGCCGCAGAGAUGGAUGCCAAGUUGACUGACGAUGCUGGUGAUUUAUUGCCCGACGCCCAUCCGCCCACAGAUGCUAAUGAAAAAGCCCCGAUCGAUACACCCAAUAUCGAUGCCAUCGACGUGGCGGCCUUCCUGCGGGAGGCAGAGUCUCGGGGCUCCUUUCAGGCCGGCGACACACCUUCCGUCCUCGCCUUCCUCCGUCGCGACGAUGCACCAAAUGAUCCUCAGCUCCAAUCACUCAGCCAGUAUCUAGAGCAAUGCACGGACACAUUUCAGGAUAUUAAUGAGCUCCUCGGUGGAUUCAUGGCACACCAGAGUCCCGCCCCCGAAGGGGUGGCGGAAAAAAUUGUCACCACUGCACAGAUGGCCACAAUGAGUCGAGAGGAUUCAUCAAUUGAUGACAAAGCGAAUACAUCUGACGAGGAAAAAAUGACACAGGAUGAUCCCAAUAUAAUUAAUGUGUUCGCCAAGAGUGGCAUCGAGGCGGAUGAGGAUUUGAUCAGAGCUGCCAUUGCUGAGCAAAUGAUACUCGGGCUCAUUGAGAAGACCAUCCGCGACUCCGAAGACACCCUGCGCGCCAUUGAUGAUGUCGCUGACACCGAAGAAGCGCCCCAAGACGCUGAGAAGAGUGAAACUAAUCAAGAGACACAGAGAGAUUCCACGCAGUCUGAUGGCAAAGUUCACGAAUCAGCGGAAGCGGAAUCCUUGGUGGAGAAAAAUGAGGGAGAACAGAUGAAGAGCUCCACUGACAAUGGAAACAGCUCUCAGGAGUCCAAGGAGUCAAACGCACCCGAGGAGAAGAGUGACCCUCCCGAGGAAGCGCCAGAAGGCGAUGCGAUGCAAUUGGAAGCGGGCGGUGGGAGUGCCUCGAUGGAGAAUGCGGAUGCACCAGAUGGGGCGCCGACGAGGAUUGAGUCAUCCGAGGCGGACCCGGACGGAAAGGAAGCGAAAGAGGGUGAUCAGAGGACUGAAAAUGACUCAAUCGAGCAGGACGUGAGGGGGAGCGAUGAAGAGAAUAAAUUGGAAUUAUCUCCGUCCAUUGACACAGGUAGUCAGGCCGCUCCACCCGAGGGGGCGGAGGCGGUGGGGUCCGAGCCAAAAAACGACCACAAGGCAACCGUGUCGGAUUCAUCGGGGGAGAGGGUGGCGUCUGCCCGGGAGGCGGGGCCGGAGAGUCCGCAUGAUUUGAAUUCUGAUUCAGGUGAAAAGGUGGCCACCGCAGAGGUGGUGAAUGGAAAUGAUUCUGUCACCGAUGCCAAUUCAGGGCCAUUAGUCAGCAAAUCAGAUCCACCGGAUGACGAGGGGGUGAAAGUGGAUGACAAGUCUGUUGAGCCACUCCAGCCUCGUCACAGUCAAUCUGGGGACAGUGAAAAGUCACGCAGUGGCGACGGGAGGCAGAGGCGGGCCUCUUACUCCUGCACAGUGGGCCCAAUCCUGGGAAUUGGUGCAGCUGUGUCACCCGGGACCAUCACUGCCCUAAUGGAGUACCUCACGGAGCGCGCCAAGGAGCAGAACGGGAUGAUUUAUCCGAGGAACUUCGACGAAGAACAAUGUCCACCAAUGUAUGAUGAUGUGAAGUAGAUAUUGUCGAGAUGAUUUAUGAACCACGCAGAAUUUCGAUUAAAUUCAACACAUGACACACGUGAGAAUAUCCUUUUAUCCAGCCACUCAUCGAGGGAUUCGUCGGACUUUUGCAUCCAUCGCACUCCUCACGAAGGUGUAGCGACCUGUA
Molecule: messenger RNA, 3018 nt
Organism: Phlebotomus argentipes
Lineage: Eukaryota; Metazoa; Arthropoda; Insecta; Diptera; Psychodidae
Exons: 7
Coding region: 192-2867 (891 amino acids)
Source: RefSeq, a predicted model, not a curated record